Molecule: messenger RNA, 500 nt
Organism: Schizophyllum commune H4-8
Lineage: Eukaryota; Fungi; Basidiomycota; Agaricomycetes; Agaricales; Schizophyllaceae
Exons: 2
Coding region: 201-416 (71 amino acids)
Source: RefSeq, a predicted model, not a curated record
UACGGGGUAACGGUGAGUCCAGUCGCUCCCUAGGUUCAAGACGCUUCCCAGACUGACCCUUGCAAGUCUUCCAAGAUUUUCCUCAAUCUCAAGGAAGUCGGCUUGCAGACGCGCAUGCCCCUCUCGAUGUCGGACAACUUCGCUGGCACACAGUCGAUGCCCCGUUUCCGCAUUCUCGACGCUAAACAGAUAGUUCAUCAAUGAGUUUGUGUAUUGUUGUAUUUACCACAACGGCGGUGUACUAUGUGAUAUGUGCGCCCUGGCCGUUCCAAUAUGGGGUGUCGCUCAGGAUUGUCUUGCAGCACUCUUUGGUGCACCUCGCGAUGGAUGUGCGAGGAGGAAACAAGGGGUAUGACCCUGCCGCGAAUAAAAACGUCUCGAGUUCGUCGGUAUGUUCGAGGGGUGUGUUGUCAUAGGAGAGCGGGGACCAGCAAGACAAUGGCGACGCACGUAUGAACCAUGCCUCCUCCGCAUAGCAUGCGCAACGACGCCCGACCGCA